AUGAAGUUGCUUCUCUUCGCAUUGUCACUCGUGGCGCCGUCUCAGGCCGGCCUUCGUUUCGGAUGCUCAACGCUGAGUAUCCAGCGUCUCGACCCCGUCGUUGAGCCCGGCAAUGUUCCUUCAGGCCAUGUUCACCAAAUUGUUGGAGGCAAUGCGUUCAAUGCCACAAUGCAAGGUGAUAUCGGCGAGAAAGGCACAUGCACGACUUGUCCGUUCACCGAAGACUUCUCCAACUAUUGGACUGCUGUGCUAUACUUUAAGCACCAGAACGGCUCAUAUCAUCGCGUGCCCAUUUACCCUAAUGCUGUUAUAGGAGACGGAAUCACUUCCAUCCAGGGCGGUAUGACUAUCUACUAUACGCAACUUGACUUCAAUGGAAACGGUGAUCAGAAGAUCACCUCAUUCCAGCCGGGAUUCCGUAUGACAGUUGGUAGUCCGACAACGGACACCCUGGAUGGCGCCAAGAACCACACUGGUCUACGAUAUGUGUGCCUUGACAGCGCUUACACCAGAUUCCCAGAGCUUCCAGACUUCCCUGCUAGGGCAUGCAAAGGUGGUAUAAUGACGGUCCACCACUUCCCAUCAUGCUGGGAUGGAAAGAACCUCGACAGUCCAGAUCACCAAGCUCACAUGUACAACACAGUCAAAGAAGCCUUCCAGCCGGCCGACCCCUGCCCAGCUUCGCACCCCGUUCGCAUGCCGCAGCUUGCGUACGAAACACUUUGGAACACAACCAUGUUCAAAGAUAUGUGGCCCACCGACGGCUCGCAGCCGUUCGUCUGGAGCUACGACGAUAGCAAAGGCUAUGGAACCCACGGGGACUACAUGUUCGGCUGGAAGGGCGACUCUCUCCAGCGCGCCAUGGACUCUACUUGUAUGUUUCAAGAUUGUGGGGAGCCCAAUGGCCCUCUCAAAGUGCAGAGCACUGCGGAUCAAAACAAAUGUACUGUUCAGAACACGGUCACUGAGGAUACUCAAGGAUGGCUUGCGGAGCUUCCUGGUCGCAAAAUGAACAUGAGAAAGUAGACGGUUUUCUGGGCUGCAACGAUUGACAAGCUAGGCAUUGAAUGUUCUUGCAAGAUCAAUAAGCUGGAGCAUUCGAUACAUCUCUGAAUAUCCACCAUUGGAUCCUUUUAGAUUAUAAUCAGAGCUGGCAAUACACCCACUGCAAGAAUGAAAAUCUUUCCUCCUUCAUGGAAGAGUUUCAACGAGCAAUAUUGUUCUUCUGGAGAUUAUUCUCCUGAUAAUGCCGGAUAAUGGCCGUUUGCAAUACAGUCUUCACGAUGAACUGAAGUCCUAUGUACAUAAUUUUAAAGAUUCAGAGCCCGGUAAGCAUGAUAUGAUCAGUAUUCGAUAACCAGCGCAUUCGUCCAGAACUUUUCUAAGCCACGCCACUUCGGAAAGUGUUGUUGUCUGGUACCUGAUACCCCAAAGCAGCUA
Truncatella angustata is the source of this 1440-nucleotide messenger RNA. RefSeq lists its product as uncharacterized. The transcript has 4 exons. The record is from RefSeq and is a predicted model, not a curated record. Lineage: Eukaryota; Fungi; Ascomycota; Sordariomycetes; Amphisphaeriales; Sporocadaceae. Bases 1 to 1026 code for a protein of 341 amino acids.